Aspergillus alliaceus is the source of this 603-nucleotide messenger RNA. RefSeq lists its product as uncharacterized. Bases 1 to 603 code for a protein of 200 amino acids. Gene Ontology annotation, biological process: lipid metabolic process. Lineage: Eukaryota; Fungi; Ascomycota; Eurotiomycetes; Eurotiales; Aspergillaceae. The transcript has 3 exons. Gene Ontology annotation, molecular function: phosphoric diester hydrolase activity. The record is from RefSeq and is a predicted model, not a curated record.
AUGCAGCGGCCUCUCCAACCUGCGCCCCAACGACCGAUCUACGCAAUUGCACACAAAGUACUUACCCCGGACGCAGUCCAGAUGGCUCUGUCCCACGGCGCCAAUGCAGUACGAGUUGAUAUAAGCCCUUGGUACUCCGGUUGGUGGACCGACCACGACGGCUCAUUCAUGAGCGAUAAACGUCAAGCCUGCUCUAUCGAGGCAUUGUGGGACUUAGCCCGGGAGAUACUCGAGCCGGCAGGCGUGCGGGUCCUGUACGGCUUUGGUCAACCCACCAUGACUCGUGGAUAUACGGUGAUCCGGGAUUCUCUAAAUGAGAACGAAGCAGUGGUUAUCAGUGGCAGGACGCACGAUGUGUUGGAACGGUAUAAGGCCGCUGGUGAAUCUAUUCCUAUCGACCGGAGGGUUAUGGAUUACGGGAGAUACCCAAUGGUCCGUCGUCUAUUGGAUGAGGCUGCUAUUGAUGGAUUUGUCUAUGGCCACUCUGACGCUGACUACGGGGAUGAUGACGGCACUCGGGUGGCUAUUCGGGAUAUUGUUGGCUUCGUGGAUUCACACUCUGAUAGCCAUCGGAUGGCGACGAGAUAUGACUCGCCUUGGUAG